Zychaea mexicana is the source of this 941-nucleotide messenger RNA. RefSeq lists its product as uncharacterized. The transcript has 5 exons. Lineage: Eukaryota; Fungi; Mucoromycota; Mucoromycetes; Mucorales; Lichtheimiaceae. The record is from RefSeq and is a predicted model, not a curated record. The coding region runs from base 129 to 845 and encodes 238 amino acids.
CACCGAUCCCAACGUGAUCCCACCGCACACAGUCGUUUAAAAAAAUCAACCCACAAGGUAAGCGUUCUGGACACGCUCUGUCUCUAAAAUGUAACAACUUGACAUUCAACAUUUCAUAGCAACGGCCUAUGCAAAUACCACGAUUCCAAUCAUCAACUCGUAUCAAUGCCAUGGAUGACAUACACAACGAAAUGAGAGAUGAAGACGUAUACAUUCCAUUAGCUGUGCGUAUCAAAUUAUUCGAGCAAAACCUUCGGGGUGGCGACCGACUUGCUCAAAAUAAAGCCACGAAUUCGCAAGCCAAACCCACCGAUACCCAUCAUACAUCAACUUCUUCCUCCCUAACACGACCACGCUCACCAAAACUUCUUACACGCCAACGCUCACAUCCAUCGAACCUGCGAUCUUCUUCUCAAAGCCAGUCUCAAUCUAGUCAAGAGAAGCGACCGCCACUAUCAACCGAGCAGACCAACUCAGGCUCUGAUCGCCACCGCACUCUUUCUCGCAUUAGCCGUCCCCGCACAACAGGAGUUUCACGAAAUAAACGCAUUUCAUCAGCUACCAGACCUGGAAACUCCAAAGCAUCUAACGUACCAUCGUCUGAAAGCAGUGAGCUCCCAAAAAAUGUCACCAAAAAGCAAAAAACUUCUCAUCACACCACCACAGUAAAGCCAUUCCGUUUCGCAACCGAUGAGCGUGCAGUACACCAUCAAAAGGCUUUCAAGGCCAAGUUGAGUCUGUGGAAGGAGAAAGAGAAAGAGAUCCUGGACGAAGCAACGCGAACAGUAGGAGCUGUCUCUCCACAGCGACACCGUGGUACUAAACGGAAGGUUCAAGAAGACUGAGAACACGAAAAUGACACAAAUUGGGGCGUCAUGGAUAGCAGUAUAUAUAAGCAUAAUCUUUAAUAAACAUACCUAAACAUCUGUAUCUCUAAUUAA